AUGAUCAGAUUUCCCGGUGCCCAGCCAGUGAGCUUUUACGAACACCAACUGAAAGAAUUACAAAAGGAAGACUACUAUGUAGCAGAGAAAUCAGACGGCGUGCGGUGUCUGGCACUCCUCACAGUCAAUGAAGCAAAAGAACCCGAAGUCUAUUUGUUUGAUCGCAAGAGCAAUUUUCAUCUCGUUAACAACCUCCGAUUCCCGAUUCCACAAGAUCCCUCCUUUAGAAAGUGUCAUAAGGAUACUAUCAUAGACGGCGAGUUUGUAUUUGAUAAAGAAGAAGAUGGAAGAAUUCGGUUACGCUUCUUGCUAUUUGAUUGCUUGGUAGUCGAAAAACAAGUGCUGACUUCUCGGGACUUGAUGAAGCGACUUGGAUAUCUUCAAAAAGAAAUUAUCGAUCCACACUAUACAAUGCUCAGAAAGCAGCCUAAACUAGGUCAGCUCCAGCCAUUUAGUGUCAAGUUUAAAGAACAACAAUUUACGUACCAUCUUGACCAAGUAUUUAACGAAAUCAUUCCUAAACUCAAGCACGGUAACGACGGACUCAUAUUUACUUCUGUCAGCGCACCUUAUCUGUAUGGCACAAGCCAGAAAAUGAUCAAAUGGAAGCCUGCAAAUGAGAAUUCGAUUGAUUUCAAAGUCGCGUUACAGUUUCCUGGUAGCAGCAUACCUGGUGUAUGCGAUUAUAAAGCUAAGCCGCGGAUAGAUUUGCUAGUCUGGAAAGGAGGGUCAGACUAUGCACGUUUUGAUGAACUCGGAAUUACUGACGAAGAGUGGAGAGAGCUGUCAGGGAAGAAACCAAUGUUGUUGAAUAACCGGAUUAUCGAAUGCAAUUUUGACCCCGAGAUCCAGAGUAAGCUCGGAUUAAAAUCGCCAUGGCGAUUCAUGCGAUUCAGAGAUGACAAACUUGACGGCAAUCACCAGUCGACUGUGGAUAAUGUUAUGCGUAGUAUCAGAGAUGCAGUAUCAAAAGAACAGCUCAUCAACACCAUUCCUGCCAUUCGGAAGGCAUGGGAGGAACGAAGAGAGAAAGAGAGAAAAGAGAGAAAAGAAAAGGGAUAA
Phycomyces blakesleeanus NRRL 1555(-) is the source of this 1062-nucleotide messenger RNA. RefSeq lists its product as hypothetical. Gene Ontology annotation, biological process: DNA repair; DNA recombination; 7-methylguanosine mRNA capping. The record is from RefSeq and is a predicted model, not a curated record. Gene Ontology annotation, cellular component: mRNA capping enzyme complex. Gene Ontology annotation, molecular function: ATP binding; mRNA guanylyltransferase activity; DNA ligase (ATP) activity. NCBI's taxonomy places the organism in Eukaryota, Fungi, Mucoromycota, Mucoromycetes, Mucorales, Phycomycetaceae. The transcript has 8 exons. The coding region runs from base 1 to 1062 and encodes 353 amino acids.